GAGUACCUGCGGCGAGGCUUUGUUGCACCUGUGGCCAGAGGGGGCGCGAUGCGAGGGACUGCUGGCAUCGACAGGAGAAGCCAAGCUACGAAAAGGGUACGCAGAAGGUCAAGAAAGGGCAGGAAGGGAAAGCGAACGAGAUCACGAUGUACGGCGGUUGGAGCAACAUCUUCACGCCGCCACCGGGGAUGCUCACUGGGAACUGCGCAGGUGAGCACGUGUUCGGCAUCGGGGACUUCCCGUGCGUAGAGCUCAACCCAGGACGCACGCCCCACCUUGCGGUCGCAGGCGGCGCACCACCGAAGCCCUACGGAUUGAAGACGGUCGCGCUCUACAUGACCGACGACAGGCGCAUCGUGAUGGAGCCCCAGGUCGACGACGUGAGGCAGCCCAUUAUGACAGCGGGCAAGUUCUGCAGCAGCAAAGAGAACCGCGUGGCUCGGCAGGGCGGCAAGGGAUGGCUGCUGAGGCACGAGACGUCAGGACUGGUCAAGCUUAAGAAGAUCAACAACCACUACGCACUGGUGUGUUGGAGCACGAUGUACGAUGACAUGGAGGAGGUCCGCAAGGUGAAGAGGGCGAAGACGGAGACGCUUUUCAACGAGCAUUGGCAGGAGGGCCACGAGCGAUACCCCCAGGAGAGCGGCGGCAACCUGAAGUCGCAUCACGAGGAGCCGCACCGGCAGAGAGACCAGCGGCAGUUCCCCACGAUCACGAGACGGGCGAUCAAAGGCGGCAUCUGCGAGACGAUCUCCAUGCGGCAGUCGGAGAGGGACAACAGCCAGGCGAACGCCGGGGCCGAGAGAGCCAUCCAGACGGUGAGGCAGCAGGUGGGGGCGUUGAUGCUGCAGGUCAACGAGCAGCUGCAUGCAGAGCGGCUCUACAACAUAUACAUGGUCAGGGAGGGCACCGAUUUCGCGCCCUACGAGAAGACCCACAUGCUCAAGUACCGUGAGCCCAUCGCAGCAGUCGGAGAGGCAGUGGUCUGCAGGAGGCCAGGAGCCCAUGUCAACAAGCUGGAGUCAUCGUGGCUGGAGGGCAUUUGGCUAGGGCGCGGCGCGAGGACGGACGAGCACCUGAUCG
Prorocentrum cordatum is the source of this 1083-nucleotide messenger RNA. NCBI's taxonomy places the organism in Eukaryota, Dinophyceae, Prorocentrales, Prorocentraceae. The record is from the annotation of a GenBank genome assembly.